Molecule: messenger RNA, 1544 nt
Organism: Stylophora pistillata
Lineage: Eukaryota; Metazoa; Cnidaria; Anthozoa; Scleractinia; Pocilloporidae
Product: ruvB-like 1
Molecular function (GO): ATP hydrolysis activity; ATP binding; ATP-dependent activity, acting on DNA
Source: RefSeq, a predicted model, not a curated record
AUGAAGAUCGAAGAGGUAAAGAGCACUACUAAGACUCAGCGGAUAGCCACUCAUAGCCACGUGAAGGGACUUGGUUUGGAUGAGAAUGGCGACGCUCUCACUAUGGGUUCUGGCCUCGUGGGUCAAGAAACUGCCCGGGAGGCAGCAGGAGUUGUGGUUGAACUAAUAAAAUCUAAAAAGAUGGCUGGAAGAGCAAUCCUCUUAGCUGGUCCCCCGGGAACUGGAAAGACUGCAUUAGCUCUUGCUAUUGCUCAAGACCUUGGUCCAAAGGUACCAUUCUGUCCAAUGGUUGGGAGUGAAGUGUACUCUUCUGAAAUCAAGAAGACAGAAGUUUUAAUGGAGAACUUUCGAAGAGCAAUUGGCUUGAGGAUCAAGGAAACAAAAGAAGUUUAUGAAGGAGAGGUAACAGAACUGACACCCUGUGAAACGGAGAAUCCCAUGGGAGGAUAUGGUAAAACUGUUAGCCAUGUGGUAAUAGGACUGAAAACAGCUAAAGGGACCAAGCAGCUUAAGCUGGAUCCUUCAAUAUAUGAAAGUCUUCAGAAAGAAAAAGUAGAAGUUGGUGAUGUGAUAUACAUUGAAGCAAACAGUGGAGCAGUCAAGCGUCAAGGAAGAUCUGACACAUUUGCUACAGAAUUUGAUCUUGAGGCUGAAGAAUAUGUUCCACUACCCAAAGGUGAUGUUCACAAGAAGAAGGAAAUUGUGCAGGAUGUAACUCUACAUGACCUCGAUGUGGCUAAUGCAAGACCACAGGGAGGACAAGAUAUUCUCUCCAUGAUGGGACAGCUAAUGAAGCCUAAGAAGACAGAAAUAACAGACAAAUUAAGAAAAGAGAUAAACAAGGUGGUCAACAAAUACAUCGAUCAAGGAGUUGCGGAACUGGUUCCUGGCGUGUUGUUUGUGGAUGAGGUUCACAUGUUGGAUAUCGAAUGUUUUACUUAUUUACAUCGAGCUUUAGAGUCAACCAUUUCCCCGAUUGUUAUCUUUGCAACAAAUCGAGGAAACUGCACAAUAAGGGGCACGGAAAUAAGCGCUCCCCACGGGAUACCCUUGGAUCUGUUGGAUCGACUCAUGAUCAUCCGCACCUUACCCUACUCACAAGAUGAAAUGGUUCAAAUUAUUCGCAUUAGAGCACAGACAGAGAACAUUCAAGCGGAUGAUGAAUCGCUGGGCCUUUUAGGAGAAAUCGGCACUAAAACUACUUUAAGAUAUGCAGUUCAGUUGCUGACGCCGUCUAACCUACUCGCCCGCAUUAACGGUCGUUCGAGUAUCAACAGACAGGAUGUGGAAGAAAUAAACGAGCUAUUUUACGACGCCAAAUCCUCAGCUAAACUUUUGGCAGAGCACGAGGACAAGUAUAUGAAGUGAAGAUAAUGAGCUUGAGCCGUAUCGCCAAGAGAGAUGUUCUUUCUUUGUAAUACUUUUAGUUUCGUGUCAAAGCACUGUUAAGUCAGGUGUGGUAACUAUUUAAAACUGUUACAGUAUAAGCGUUUGUAUGUCGUUGAGAGUGUUUUUUAUAUAAAGGAUUGAACGGUUUCAAAGUC